Messenger RNA from Ascochyta rabiei, 687 nucleotides. RefSeq lists its product as uncharacterized. The coding region runs from base 1 to 687 and encodes 228 amino acids. NCBI's taxonomy places the organism in Eukaryota, Fungi, Ascomycota, Dothideomycetes, Pleosporales, Didymellaceae. The record is from RefSeq and is a predicted model, not a curated record. Gene Ontology annotation, molecular function: oxidoreductase activity. The transcript has 2 exons.
AUGGGCUACGACUCAACAAUAACAUUUACCCUUGACACAAUAUGUCCCUGGACCUACCUCGGCUUUCUCCGUCUCCAAAAAGCGCUUGCCCAAUACCGAGACUCCAAUUCCUCCUCCACCGUAACCUUCCAACUCCAAAUCGCACCCUACCAGCUACACCCCAAGUUCAGCCAAGAGGGCAUCGACCGCCACACAUGGUACCGCGACGAAAAGUACCAAGGGUCCGAAGACAAGUUCAACCUGUACUGCGACUACAUGGGCGCACUGGGCAAGGACGAGGGCGUCGUGUUUGAUUUCGGAGAGGGCCCGUUUGCGAACACGUUCCACGCUCACAGGAUCCUGCAGUACGUGCAAGAGCGGCUCGGGCCGGAGGCGGCAGUCAAGGGCCUGGAGAGCCUGUACCAGCAGUAUUUCUGUGAGCGGGCGCACCCCAGUGGCCACGACACGCUGAUCACGGCCUGUCGAGCGGCAGGGCUGAGCGAGCACGAGGGGAGGCGCGUGGUCGAGGAUGAAAGUGAGGCAGCGAUGGAGACCAAGAUGGCUAUACAGGAACAGGCUGGCAACGGUGUGGAUAGCGUGCCGUAUAUUGUUUUCGAGGGGAGAAGGAGAGAUUUCACGUUGAUCGGGGCAAAGGAUGUGAACGAAUAUGUCAAGAUGCUCGAGCAGGUCGCGAAGGAGGCGUCGUAG